GUCUGAGUUUAAGGGAAAUGUCGUUUGGUGAAACUCUGUGGGUGCUGAUAUUAUAUAUGACCAUCUUCAUUCACUCCUUGCUGUUUGCAUGGGGAACUUAUUAUCGUCUUACCAGGAUCGACCUGCCUCAAGGACUGUCCCAUCGCCUAAAAUUACUGCUUUCCGAUUUCUUAGUGGGAUAUGGAUUUGCAAUAGCAAUACUUCUGGAAAAAAUGGGCAUCUGCAAUAGAUAUUACUUAGCCAAUGUCAUAUGCCAAUUCCUUCCAAUAAUGAAGGACCCCAAGCUGAUCAUAAAAGACCUGGUUUUUGAUGGGGUGCCUGUGAGGGUGUACUGGCCCAAGACAUCACCUGCUGGGAACAGGAAAGGAAUCAUCUUUUUUCAUGGAGGCGCUGGGGUGGCUGGAAACGUUCGAACCACUGAAAAGAUCUGCCGCAGCAUUGCCCACCAAACUGACUCAGUGGUUAUGUGUGUUGAGUUUCGUUUAGCUCCUGAGCAUCCGUAUCCAGUCCCAGUACUGGACUGCUUAACUGCUGCAAUACACUUUAUGAAAAAUGCAAAGGAAUACGGAGUGGACCCCAGCCGCAUUGCCAUUGCUGGGGAGAGUAGUGGGGCCACAAAAGCUGCAUCCAUUUGUCAAGAACUGGUGGCCAGAGAGGACCUCCCAAGUGUGCGAGCUCAGGUCCUCAUUUACCCAUUCCUCCAAGGAAUAGAUUUCAAUUUGCCAUCCUAUCAGCAAAACCAUUCAGUUCCUCCCUUGUACCGGAAAAGAGCUGCCAAAUUUGGUUUCGCAUAUCUCACUGGGAAGACAAUCAAUGUACCAGUAGAUGGAAUUCUGAAAGGCGCCCAUGUCCCUCCUGUUUUGAGAGAGAAAUACCAAAAAUGGAUCAGUGCUGAUAGCAUUCCAGAAGAAUUUAAGGCCAGGGGCUAUGUUCCUGUAGAGCCUGCUCCAUUUUCAGAAGACCUUUAUGAACAAGUUAAAAGAGGCACUGAGACAAUGUUUUGCCCCCUUCUAGCAGAGGAUGAUAUAAUCCGCCAGCUGCCAGAGACUUUCAUUCUAACCUGUGAGUAUGAUGUUCUCCGGGAUGAUGGGCUGUUGUACAAGAAGCGUCUAGAGGACAACGGUGUGCCAGUGACAUGGUGUCAUGUACAAGAUGGAUUCCAUGGAAUAAUGGCCGUGGCUGGUUGGGGGCCGUGUGAAUUUCCGAGCACACAGAAAUGUUUGCAGAAUGUAAUACAGUUUUUAAAAGGUUUAUAGAAAUGAAUGACCUUUGUCUUCAAAUAGCGGUCUUCCACUUCUGUGGGGCGAAAUUUUUAUUCCUCAUUGUGCCAAUCCCAAAGUAAAAAGAAAAACUCACUUCUAAAGUUUUACUCAGUCUAAUUUGUUAGAAUCACCAUGGGCUCCGUAAGUAGGUAAGCAAAGCCCUGUUGGAUCAGCCAUUGCCCCACUUUGUCCAUAAUCCUACUAUCUCUUUUUUAAAUAAUUUUUUUUAAUAGAUUUUCCAGUUUAAACAUCUAAUCCAUUUUCAAAUUAUACAAAUUACACAAAUAUCAAUUAAACAAUUAAUCCAAAUCUUCUGCCAAAUUCUACAAAUUUAAAUUUCACUUCCCAUACUUCAGACUCAGAAAGCCUAGUCCUCUUAUAUUCACUGCUUUCUAAUCAAUCAAGUCCAGAUCUUAUCCAAUAGUCUAUUAAAAUCCUUCUGUCUUCUUUCAAGCCGCUGAGUUUUUCUGAGCAAGCGAGUUUGACCAAACCAUAUAUAUUUCAGUGUGAAAUUAUACCUAUGAUUCCUCUAUAAAUUAACAUUGUCUCUUCACUCGCUGGUAUCUUGCCAAGUCCGUCCAAAAAUCCAACGAUCUUUCUGACAGCCAGCAGCAGCCAGCCACAGCCAUCUUAGAGCAGUCCCCAUAAAUCAAAUCUUUCCUGUGAUGUUUCCUCCAGAUCACCCCAGAUCGCGACCAUAUAGCCUUUCCAGGGGGAGAGCUGCCAGAUCAAACCUAUAAACACACAUCUAAUGUCUUAUUUAUGGAUCUCUCCCCUCCUUUGCCAAAUAUGUAGCCAGCUUUGUCUCCACCAUGGCAGACUCUAAUUUAUAGCUGCGUCAUAACUCAAAAGUUCCUUGACACGUUUCCAGCUGCUUCUCUUUAAUGUCCACAUCUUGUGGAAUCUUUAGCCACAUUCCAAGAGAAUCCAUGAAUACAUACUUUGAUUCUGUUUUCAAUUCACACUUUGUAUAUUUAAUAAAACUAUAUUCAAUAAAUUUCCCACUUUCCACUCUCGCUUGCUUUGUAAAUAUUGUUCACGGUUCUUCAGGUGGGAGUUUUGUUGAGUAGAUUAUGAAGCACAAUAAAACAAAAUUAUAAAGUUCUCGCUCCCCUCUCAGUUCCGCUACAUACCCGUUUUCAGCUCAUCAUUUCUCUGUUAUCUUUUGUUUUAUCAGUGGCUGAGUUUAGCAGAAUAAAAUCUUCAUUCCUUGUCUGAAGCAUGUCCACGACUUAUACCCAAUCUUUCUCUUGUCAUGGAGCCUGUAUUUGCUCGUAGAGAUGGCGUCUGGGGGAUCGAGGCUCCCACGGGCGCUUUCCACCCAGAGCCUCCAGCUUCUUCCUCCUUCCGAAGUCGAAGCUGGUAGUGGGCAACUGCGGGUGAGACUGCAUCAACCCAUACCCUUAUCGAAGGCGGACAUGCCAAGGGUGAGGGGGAGAGGAGGGGCAGCAGCAGAGAAGGGACAGGAUCCGACCCCCGCUUUCCCAGAAGGAGCUGAUGGCCACCCGCUCCCACUACCCUUUUUUUAUAUAUAUAUUAAUUUUUAUUGAUUUUCAUUUGUGUACAUUAACGAAAUAAAAGAAAAGGAAAGAAAAUAUGUAUACAAUAC
Zootoca vivipara (common lizard) is the source of this 2871-nucleotide messenger RNA. RefSeq names its product arylacetamide deacetylase-like 4. The record is from RefSeq and is a predicted model, not a curated record. Gene Ontology annotation, cellular component: membrane. Gene Ontology annotation, molecular function: carboxylic ester hydrolase activity. Lineage: Eukaryota; Metazoa; Chordata; Lepidosauria; Squamata; Lacertidae.